This is a messenger RNA of Acanthoscelides obtectus, 357 nucleotides long. The record is from the annotation of a GenBank genome assembly. Lineage: Eukaryota; Metazoa; Arthropoda; Insecta; Coleoptera; Chrysomelidae.
GAAAGAUUUGAAAUACUUUCAAACACUCAAAGAUAAAUUUCAGAAGAGACCUACACUGGACAGAAUGUUCGCUUCGACGUCACAAAGAAAUGAUGAUGGCGUCUUACAAUAUCUCGUUACUUAUAGCAAAAUCCGGAAAACCGCAUACUAUCGGAGAGAAGCUAAUCUUGCCAGCCGUAUAAGAGGUUUUAAAAACUGUUUUACACAAACCUGCAUCUGAUAUCAUUAAAAGAAUUCCCUUAAGCAACAAUACUGUUGAAAGACGUAUUGAUGAAAUGAGUUCUGAUAUUGAAAGCUUCUUAUGUAAUUAUUUGCAAACGACCAAUUUCUCUAUACAACUGGACGAGCCAACUUUAC